This is a messenger RNA of Lactuca virosa, 201 nucleotides long. The record is from the annotation of a GenBank genome assembly. Lineage: Eukaryota; Viridiplantae; Streptophyta; Magnoliopsida; Asterales; Asteraceae.
AUGCCUGCACCCUGCCAGAGCAAUGACCUACCAUGCUUAUCUUAUCUGGCAUGGGUGCAGGCUGGGACAAAAAAACAUGACCUUGAACAUUAUCACAACUGUGAAUGUACACUUCUUUUCCAAGUGAAGUGUAAAGCAUGUUUGGGGAUGAAAAGGAACAUGAUGAUACCUGCUUCUUCUGGAUCCAAAGUUAGACUAUAG